Messenger RNA from Eurytemora carolleeae, 2245 nucleotides. RefSeq lists its product as uncharacterized. The coding region runs from base 147 to 1664 and encodes 505 amino acids. The transcript is spliced from 21 exons. The record is from RefSeq and is a predicted model, not a curated record. NCBI's taxonomy places the organism in Eukaryota, Metazoa, Arthropoda, Copepoda, Calanoida, Temoridae.
UCCCUUUCGCAUAAAGAGAGUGAAUUCUUAGUAAACUCUUCAAUCCAAGCUAAACUUAUAAGGUUUACAUAUUGAAAGGAAGUGAUCCCUUGUGUCUUAAAAGGAAGUGUUUUCUAAAAAAGGAACCAGCCUUCUUCAAUUUCAAGAUGACUCAAGAGUGUCCAAGAUUACAGUGUGAGAAAUGGUUGAAAACUAAACCAGUUUUCAGUCCUAGACCUCUGGAGACUCUAGGACUUGGGAGACUUUUACAGCUUAUACAGUCCUAUCCAAAGUGUAGUAUACAGGAGAAAAAAAGAAUGAGAAAAUCUCUGAAAAAUCUUCUUUCCUUGCCGUCAAAAUAUACAACAGUCCUAACACAGGAAAUACUAAGAUCCACAUGGUCUAGAUCUGCCAUCUUGAAUAGCCAACCAAUUGAUGAUUUUCUGGUUAAAGAGCUACAAAGCGAAAUGGUAAAAUGGUUGGAUUUUGACAGGAUGGGUCCUAAUUUUAGAAUACAAACAAUUCUUAAUCUAAACAGAAUGCCGAAUUUGGUGAAAUUGAAUCUACGGCUAGCUGGUCCUAAACCCUGGGCAGAAACUUUCACAGUCGAACAAACUGAUAGAAUACUCAGCAAUAUAAUUCAUCUUAGGGAAUUAAUAUUCCAGAAUCUUGCGGAUGAUUUCUUCUUGUCAAAACUAGGUCUCUACUGUAAGAAGUUACUGAAACUCGAUGUUCAAGGUUCAGUGAAUGUAUCUGAUAAAAGUUUAAAGUUUAUAGAAAACUUGAAAGAACUCACGUCCAUUGAUUUUAGUGGAACCAGCAUAGAGGAGGAGACGUUCUUGCUUUUCCUUCAGAAGAAGAAAUGUUUUGAAUCCAUUGGACUUUUUCACAACUUUCAACUACUAGACAAAGAGACUGGGUCGGUAAUUAAGCAACUUACUAUAAAGAACUCAUGUCAGACAGACAUACAUCAAAUAGUUGAAACAUGUUCAAGUCUGAUUAAAUUGGAGUUAAGAUGUGUCAGUACUCGGACAAAACUUCAUACUUUGGGUAGACUUGAGAACUUGACUAAUCUAUAUAUAUCUGGAUCUAACUACAGGCAGAGUAAUUUGAGUGUAUGUUUGAUGGGUCGUGCCGGGUCCUUGACCAGCCUACACCUUGAACAUGUCAGUGGAAUGGACAGCUGUGAUCUUAGAACUAUAGGACAAUACCUGCUAGCUCUAGAGGAUUUGACAAUUAUGAACUGUUGCUUAUCAAGAGGCCUCAUGGAUAGAGUUGAAGAAAGAACAGCUGAGAAGAAACAAUUACGACUGUACACCUCGUUGAAAUCUCUGAAUAUUAGUUCAAAUAUCAGCCCCAGCCAGUUUCUGUUGUUGACAGGACAUGCUGGAAGGUUGAGAAACCUUCAAACUGGUUUAUCUUGCUGGGUUUCUACACGCUUACUUAGUCAUCUAGUUCGUCUUAAUCCACUUAGUCAGCUAGAGUUCCUUAGGAUAGAUUACACUAGUGAUCUGUGUGCUGCAGCUCUAUUCCUUGUUCUUAGAACUGCAACAUCACUAAAGAAUAUUGUUGGUACAGAGACUUGGCAAGAUCUGGACACGAGAAUAUGCGGCGAGUUAAAUCAGAUGUUCCAGGCUCACCAGCUCCCCCAUACACUCCUUUCCUUUCAAUCCCAGAUAUUCUAAUCCACCAUACACUCCAUUCCUUUCAAUUCCAGAUACUCUAAUCCCCCAAACACACCUUUCCUUUCAAUCCCAGAUAUUCUAAUCCCCCUUACACUCUUUUCCUUUCAAUCCCAAAUAUUAUAAUCCCCCAUACACUCCUUUCCUUUCAAUCCCAGAUAUUCUAAACCCUCAUACACUCAUUUCCUUUCAAUCCCAAAUAUUCUAAUCCCCCAUACACCCCUUUCCUUUCAAUCCCAGAUAUUCUAAUCCCCCAUACACUUCUUUCCUUUCAAUCCCAGAUACUCUAACCCAUGAACUCCUUUCCUUUCAAUCCCAGAUAUUCUAAUCCCCCAUACCUUCUUUUCCUUUCAAUCCCAGAUAUUCUAAACCCCCAUACCUUCCUUUCAUUUAUCUCAGAUAUUCUAAUCCAUACACUCCUUUUCUUUUAAUAGUUUAUAAACCCAUAUAUUAUAAUCCCCGCCAUUCUUCUCUCCUUUCAGUUAAAUCCCAAUAUUUAAUUUGUUUAUAACAUCAAUUGUCAUAUUAAUAAGUAACAUUUUCAAAAUACUUUCGUUGUAAUAUUUUGAAUAAAUUAUUUGAUA